Neohortaea acidophila is the source of this 758-nucleotide messenger RNA. RefSeq lists its product as uncharacterized. The coding region runs from base 167 to 667 and encodes 166 amino acids. The record is from RefSeq and is a predicted model, not a curated record. The transcript is spliced from 3 exons. NCBI's taxonomy places the organism in Eukaryota, Fungi, Ascomycota, Dothideomycetes, Mycosphaerellales, Teratosphaeriaceae.
AGCAUUCCCUCUCGCAGGCUGUAAGGCAUGCCGCCAACUUCGGAGUAUCUUCCUCAUAUAUGCAGCUAGAAGCACUGCGUGCCUUCUACAGCAAAUCAACGAAGAUCAGCAGCAAAUGUUCUAAACAUUCAUCGUUCUGAUCAUCGCCACGUAUCUUGCGGGAAACAUGUGUCGCCCGGUAAUGGUAACAGGCAUAUGUGGGCAGGUUUGUCUCUCGCUGCGACAAGUCGUAUGGGAGGUCGACCACUGCCCACAUCGCACUGGAAUUCAGCCGCUCCAGAACCUGCCAUGUUCGCAACUCGUGGAAACCGCAGUCAACAUCGACGUCGACCUCUGCUGCUGCGACCUCUGCUGUUCAAAGAUGUACCAGAUUUUGUAUGGUUCGUGUCAUGUGUGCAUGCUUCGGAAACAGCUUCUCACCAAGGCUGAGGGAACUGGGCAGCGGGAUACUAUCUUUUGGGCCGAAAGGGCAAAUGACGAAGCCUGUAUCGAGCUUGAAAAGCACCUACAUUGCCACUCCCGCCGAGCGAGAUGGCUAGCAGGGCUGCAGGGGAUCCGGCUGGUCACCUCAGGCAGCCAGUCCUACCCUCCAGAAGACCUCGCCACACGACUUUGUCGGCGUAUCUAUACGCGGUGGUAUAACCAGAGACUCCACGAGUUGCCUUAGUAGGUAGUCUCGCGAGGGUCAGUAGCAUCGACAUGCAUGACAAGCAGGUAGAUCAUGGUAUAGGUACGGACAGCAACGAAAGUGCAUGCCC